Molecule: messenger RNA, 1896 nt
Organism: Orycteropus afer afer
Lineage: Eukaryota; Metazoa; Chordata; Mammalia; Tubulidentata; Orycteropodidae
Gene: PLCZ1
Product: phospholipase C zeta 1
Biological process (GO): lipid metabolic process; positive regulation of cytosolic calcium ion concentration involved in egg activation; intracellular signal transduction
Cellular component (GO): nucleus
Molecular function (GO): phosphatidylinositol-4,5-bisphosphate phospholipase C activity
Source: RefSeq, a predicted model, not a curated record
UUAUCGAAAAUUCAGGAUGAGUUUAGAGGUGGAAAAAUUAACUUAGAAAAAACUGUGAAGUUACUUGGAAAAUUAAAUAUCCAGUGUGAUAUUGCUCAUGUGAAAUAUAUUUUUAAGGAUAAUGAUAAGCAGAAGCAAGGAAAAAUCACCAUAGAAGAAUUCAGAGCAAUUUAUCGAAUUAUUGCACACAGAGAAGAAGUUAUGGAAAUUUUCAACACGUAUUCUCCAAACCGGAAAAUUCUGUUUGAAAGAGAUCUGGUUGAAUUUCUAAGGCAAGAGCAGUAUAUAGUCGAGAUGACUAAAACUAUUGCCUAUGAGAUCAUUCAAAAAUAUGAACCCAUUGAAGAAGUUAAGAAACACCGCCAGAUGUCAGUUGAAGGUUUUACAAGAUACAUGGAUUCAUCUGAAUGUUUAGUGUUUAAAAAUGAGUGUAAACGUGUUUAUCAAAAUAUGAAUCAUCCAUUAUGUGAUUAUUUUAUCUCAAGUUCACAUAACACAUACUUGAUAUCUGAUCAAUUAAUGGGACGGAGUGACCUUUGGGGAUAUAUAAGUGCCCUUGUGAAAGGAUGCCGUUGUCUGGAAAUUGACUGCUGGGAUGGAGCACAAAAUGAGCCUAUUGUAUACCAUGGUUAUACACUUACCAGCAAGAUUCUAUUUAAAACUGUUAUCCAAGUGAUACACAAAUAUGCUUUUAUGACAUCUGACUACCCAGUGGUGCUUUCUUUAGAAAAUCACUGCUCCCCUGCUCAACAAGAAGUGAUGGCAGAUAAUAUGCAGGCAAUUUUGGGAGAUACUCUGCUUUCUGAUAUGCUUGAUGAUUUUCCAGAUAAACUACCAUCACCAGAGGCAUUACGAUUCAAAAUAUUGGUCAAAAACAAGAAAAUAGGAACCUUAAAGGAAACCCGUGAGAGGAGAGGUUCUGAUAAGCAUGGCCAGGUAGAGGAAUUUGAAGAAGAUGUUGAUCAAGAUGAUGAGGAAGAUGCAACAUCUGAUGAUGUUUUAUUAAAAGACUAUCAAGAAAAGGAAAUAGAGGCCAAAAAGAAAAAGCAAGAAAAGGAAGCAGAAUCAGGUCGAUUACUACUUUUCAAAAAAAAGACCUCGAAGAUGAAAAUAGCUCUGGCUCUAUCAGAUCUUGUCAUUUAUACUAAAGCUGAGAAGUUCAAAAGCUUUGAACACGCAAGAAUGUAUCAGCAAUUUAAUGAAAAUAAUUCUAUUGGGGAGACAGAAGCCCGAAAACUUUCAAAGCUGAGAGCACAGGAAUUUAUUUUUCACACAAGGAAGUUCAUUACUAGAAUAUAUCCCAAAGCAACAAGAACUGACUCUUCUAAUUAUAAUCCUCAGGAAUUUUGGAAUAUAGGUUGUCAAAUGGUGGCCUUAAAUUUCCAGACCCCUGGUCUGCCUAUGGAUCUACAAAAUGGAAAAUUUUUGGACAAUGGUGGUUCUGGAUAUAUUUUGAAACCACAGUUCCUAAGAGACAAUAAAUCAAACUUUAAUCCACAUGAAGCAAUUAAAGAUAGUAAACCAGUUACACUUACAAUAAGGCUCAUCAGUGGUAUCCAGCUGCCUCUUAGUAACAAAACUGACACACUAGUGAUAAUAGAAAUUUUUGGUGUUCCAGAUGAUCAAAUAAAACAGCAGACUCGUGUAAUUAAAAAAAAUGCUUUUAGUCCAAGAUGGAAUGAAACCUUCACAUUUAUUAUUCACGUACCAGAAUUGGCAUUGAUACGAUUUGUUGUUGAAAGUCAAAGUCUAAUAGCUGGAAAUGAAUUUCUUGGGCAAUAUACUUUACCAAUCCUAUGCUUGAACAAAGGUUACCGUCGUGUUCCUCUGUUUUCCAAAGCAGGUGAGAGUCUUGAGCCAGCUUCCCUGUUUAUUUAUGUUUGGUACGUCAGAUAG